AUGGACCACGAACAUCAUCACCAUCAUCAAGAACCUUUUGAGGAUGGCUGGCAUGAAAAUGGUGGAUACAAUCCUCAUCACCAUUCUCCAGUGCAAGACUACAAUGGCUUCAGCAGUUAUGCCCCGCUGUCCAUGGAGCCCAUCUAUGGCACCAGCAUGCAUCCACCGCACCCGUCACAUCCAACGCCCAGGACGACACAUCCACAUCUCCAACCUUUGAUAAUGCCACAAUGGCCGAGCAUGUUGACCAGCCAGUCGACAUAUCAACCCACUCUGUUCCCAUCGGCGCCAGUACCGAUAACACCGGCAUCAGCAACUCCCGUCUCGGCAACUUCAACGCAUUCGCGUGCGUCGUCCACACCACGCAAAACACUCACCGACUCCGAUCGUAGACGGAUGUGUCUGUAUCAUGAAGAAAACCCAACAGUGAAGCAAACUGAGAUUGGAGCAAUGUUUGGCGUCGAGAGAAGUACUGUUUCAAAAGUGCUGCGCCAAAAGGAGAAGUACUUGUACCAAGACGACGGUAGUCGAUCACCUAUCAAAAGAUCCAAAGGCAAAUUCCCGGACAUCGAGAGAGCGCUUGCAAACUGGGCGAGAAACCACCAAAGGCAGGGUCUGCCCCUGACUGACGCGAUCAUCCGAGACAAGGCGCGCUUUUUUGCACAGACUGUGGGCAACUCGGAAAGCCAUUUGAAAGCAAACAGCACCAGCUGGCUCGAAAAGUUUAAGCAAAAGAACCACCUCAUGGGAGCAAGAUCGAGGAAGGGCUCAAUAGCAGAAGAAUCAGAAGAUGCUUCCAAUCCGCCCUCUAACUCGCAGACUCCUGGCGCUACCUCUCCUACUUCUCCAGGCGGAGUUUCACCUGCAACCAUGGCAACGAAGAAGAGUGAGGAGAACCUCAAGAAUGACAGCCCGAACACCUAUGACUUUCCAAAACGACGACCCUUUCAUUCGCUGAGUAGUACCUCGUUGUCCAGUGUCUUCACGGAUACAGCACCGUCCACGUUCUCGGCAGGCCCAACAAGCCCGACUUCGCUCUCGUCUCCCUUCUUCACACCAGAUUCGGCAUGUGGCCCUAACCCUUUCAUGGGUAAUCGCCCGGCUACCAGUGGACACCCAGGAAGUGACAACUUCCAAAGACCACGGAGCCAGACAUUCCCCCUAUUGGUGGGCGUAGAACAAUACGCGUCUCCAGAUGUGCUUACUUCAAAAUAUAUCAGCGGUAACGCUCUCGACUCACCCAUGGCCGAUAUGCCUGGCUCUUUAGCUGUCAUCGAUGAGGCAAUGUCUGCGUCGCCAUCACAGAUAACUAGUUCAAUGCAACCACCACCCAUCCCGAAUGGUUUGUGUGUAAUCUCCGACGACAAAGAUUCAGCCACAGACUCUUCACCUGUCACACCAUCUCAGGAGGAAGCUGCGCGCGCACUUGAACUUGUCUGGACUUUUUUCCAGUCUCAAACGGCAGACUUCGUUGUCGAGCCCCAAGAAUACCUCGCGAUCGGUAAGCUUAUGGAAAAGCUUCGAAUCAAGCGCAGUAGUGAGAGCCUCCCAAUGGGUAUACGUCGCGGAUCGGAGCCCGACUUUGGCGCCAAUAUCGCUGAGAGCGUUGAUGUUCUUCACUAG
Molecule: messenger RNA, 1623 nt
Organism: Dothidotthia symphoricarpi CBS 119687
Lineage: Eukaryota; Fungi; Ascomycota; Dothideomycetes; Pleosporales; Dothidotthiaceae
Product: CenpB-DNA-bind-domain-containing protein
Exons: 3
Coding region: 1-1623 (540 amino acids)
Cellular component (GO): nucleus
Molecular function (GO): DNA binding
Source: RefSeq, a predicted model, not a curated record